AGCGGGCGAGCAUUGGCAAGGUGCCCGCGCUGCCGCCAGUCCCCGGAGUGCCGGCUCGACUGCCGCCUGCGCCGCGCCGCGCCCAAAACGUUCCCACCCCCAGUGAACCCACGAACCAUAAUCCCAUUACGAUUUUACGCAUGCGACGCCUACGACUAUAUAUCGUUUUUGCACCAUAAAACUACUCCAUUGAGAUAACAAAUUUUCCGCGCUACGAGACGUUUCUGACGCCCAGUUCAGAGCUGCCGAUUUAGGUCGCCCGGUUCGAACAGAGCAGCAAGAUAUUUUUAUGGCCGAUGUGCGGUGCAGACUUACGAGCGUCUUGAUCACGUUGCUAGUUACAUGAAUUAUUAUUAAUAGCGUAGAACCGUAAAACUCAUUCCAUAAACAAUAUCGAGUGAUGUGCUUAAAUCACACUAUACGGCCUUCCUGGACUAGAUUUUGGAUAGGAAGUUACUUGGCGAAAAACAGAUAGGUUUAGAUGUAAUAAUAUUGGCAUUUAGGGGUGAAUCGUUGACAUUUUUGUAUUGCAUUUGCUAGUAGUUUGAUUGUGGUAUUCCAAAAAUGCAUCAUUUAUAUCCGUUGGCGAAGGGUGACCCAUUGUGUCCACUGGGUUUUCACCCGCAAGUGCGAUGGCCAACGCGUUGCAAGCGUUGCUUUCGCGACUACAAGGAGCACGGUGGUCGGAAAAAAGAGGAAGAUUUUGCUGCAUCUACGCCGAGUCUCUCCAGUUGGAACUCACCAUCAUCACGGAGCCGUGAAGAUGAAAAUAGUGCAGUAGAUGAGAAGGUGACACGCGGCUGGGCUUCCAGCUCAAACCUUAGUACCAUUGAUCCAUCCAAGAAAGAUGCCUUCUCCACUGGGUUCAGUAAAGCGAGCACAUCGUGGACGUCGACGCCAGACUUGGGUGCGAACGAAACUGAAACCAGUACUGCAGUUACUUUCAGUCUCAAGUUACCAAAACGAAGAAACACGGGACCCAUACCUUCCAUAGACACGGGUCAGAAUAAUACAGAAACAGUGACAGUGCGUCGACCGUCUCCAUCUCCUCCCCCAUCGACCACAGCUCAGUACACCAUCAACAAAAAUGACUCACUCGCCGAACGAGUGCGAAAGAUGCAACUAAUGAAAGCUCAGAGUAGUUUUGAUAAAGAAUCGAGCGUUGAGAAAGAAAGGGAAAAACGAAGUACGUCGCGAAGUAAAGAAGAAGAAAAGACGAGUCGACAUAAAGAGGAACGAAUUGUCAAAGACGACGUCAAUUUCUUAAUGCAGGUAAAAAGUAGUCGUAACAGUACAAAUUCCAAACCACCGAUGCGUGGCGGCCCGUCGCGUGAGAAGGAAGACGCAUCCGAUGAUGAAGCAAGCACAGGCGGCACCGCCACCACUGACACGGACACGACCCUCAUUGAUCCAAACAUUAAGGAUUAUCAAGACCAAAUUGAAAGUCUCAAUAAAGAAGUCGACCUUCUAAGAAAACGCUGCGAGCGAGUCGAAAAAGAAAAAAGUGAUAUUUUACUACGAAGGUUGGCAAAUAUUGACACAACAAAUAAAUAUUCUACUGGUCGUUCUUCAGAAGUCCUCAAACUACAACAGAAAGUUAAUGAACUUACAACUCAGAAUGAGGAUUUGAAAGACGAAAAAAAACAUCUCUCUUUAAGAAUUAAAGAGAUGGAAGCAGAUAUCGAAUCCCGGCCCUCUGUAGAAGCUCAAACUCGCCAAUUAGAACAAUUAAGAGCGAAAUUAUUAGCAGCAGAAACUCUCUGCGAAGAAUUAAUGGACGAAAAUGAAGAUAUGAAAAAAGAAUUAAGAGACCUUGAGGAAGAAAUAGAAGAAAUGCAAGAUAACUUUAGAGAAGACCAAGCAGACGAAUACUCCUCUUUAAGAAGGGAAUUGGAGCAAACGAUAAAGAACUGUAGAGUUUUAUCGUUUAAAUUAAAAAAGACUGAACGCAGGGCUGAGCAGUUGGAACAGGAGAAAGCUGAUCAGGAAAAAAAGUUAUUAGAAAUAGUAGGAGGAGCAGAGGGUCUUCAGCGCGAGAAUCGUAUUAAGGAACUGGAAAAAGAGGUUGCGCGCUCCAAUGAAGUGGCUUUACGUCUGCAGCGAGAUUUAGCCGAUGCUAACGCAAAGUUAGCUGCCGCUUCCGGCGCGCCACCGGCUAACGUUAAGAAACAAACACCACUUACAGAUGGUAAAGUUUCUCGUUCAUCACUAACGCGAGGUGGUAGCCAAGAGGAUCCUGCACAAUUACUGCGCGAUUUACAAGAUUCACUGGAACGCGAGGCCGACUUAAGAGAACAACUACGCAAUGCUGAGGAAGAGGCUAGUCGAUAUCGACGACGCUUCGGAGGCAAACAAAUACCUCCACCAUCGAAACUUCCAUCGCCAUCAACACCUCAACUUACUUCUAACCUUGCUGCCAAUGAUAGUAGAAAUAAAUCUAUACAACGAAUCCUAGAUAUGCAAUACACCCUAGAAAAUAAAUUAUCUUCAUUAGAUAGCGAAUUAUCCAUAGGCAUUAAUCAAAUAACUCAGUCACCUCAAGAUGUUGCUACUUCCUAUUCGGAAGGCUGUCAAACGGACCCUAUAAUGUAUCAUGAUGUAGCUAAUGAUACUAAGAAAAUUACCCUAGACUCAUGUUUACAAAUACAUAUUUUGACUUCAGACAUGUAUAGUCAAACGAAUAAAACAUUUUUAAAACACAAAAAUAUUCAAACUGAUUGUUUCAAUAUAGAUUGUCAAUCUCAAACGGAUAAGACUAAAAUUAAAAAUGCUUAUACGCAAACAAUUGGAACACUAUUUAACGAUAAAUGCUUUCAAAUAACUAACAGAAAAUUGGAACAAACACAAAAUGAAAGUAUAACAUAUGAUGAUAAAAAUACAUUAACCGAUAUAUUCGGUCUAAUUGAUUGUAAUAAACAAGAUGUUGGUGAUAAGUUAAAUAAAAAUUAUAAAGAUAUCAGAGAAAAAUCCGAGAGUCCUCCGCUUUCUUCCGAUAAAAAUGCAACAUCUUCCAAAAGUAAUAUACAAUUUCCUUUUGCUUUGUUCAAUCCGUUGGCAGCAAGGGUACCUAUUGUAGCAACAGGCCGCAAGCUUUCACCAUCACCACCUGCGAAUAGACUUGCUAUUGAAGCCCCUAAUGAAAAAGACGAAGGUAUAUCAGAUGAAGAGGAUCCAGCAGAACUAAGAAUAUUACUAGAACUUAACGAACAGGAAGCUGCUGUUUUACGUAAAAAGGUGGAAGACUUGGAACAGGACAGAGAAUCUUUAAAAAAGCAAAUAAAAGAACUCACCGACAAAAUUUCUAAAACUAAACCAAAUACCAUUUCUUCUGUAACCUUACGAAGGACUACGCCAAAAAGCAAUUUAGCCGAAGAAAAGGUUAAGGUGCUCGAAGACGAAAUAGCUGAAUUGAGAAAAAAACUCAUCGGAAAGGAAAGAGAUUGUGAAAGAUUGCAUGCAGAACUUAGCCUCACCCAAAAGAAACCUAAAGCAUCACUGAUAAAGAGCAAGUCUUUAGAUGGACCCAAUGAUCAACAAAAUGUAGAUUUAAAACGACAACUUCAAGUUAUAGAGCAAGAAGCAAAUGUUUUAAGAACUAAAACACAAACUCUAGAAGCUGACAAUGAGAAAUUACAGGCUGAAAAUAAAAAACUACAAUUGCUAAAAAAUACAAAAACACUGAAAACAGAUAAAUCCCUUGAACAAAAUACAACUAAAGUAACUCAAUUGGAAAAUGAACUUAAGGAGGCCUUGGCAAAAAUAAAAGAAUUUGAAAGUAAUAAAGAAGAAAAAACGGAAAAGAAAGUUAGAUUUGGCGAAUCUAAAAAAGAAACAGAUGCUCUGAAAGUCAAACAAGACGAACUUGAUAAAUUAAAACUCAACUUUAGCAAGGUUGAAAAAGAAAAAGCUAAAUUACAAGCUACAUUAAAGGAAUUAAGAGAAGACGCUAUAAAAUCAUUCAAACCACGAACGCCGAAAAAGAUAACAGACAUCACAACAAAAUUACAAAUGAAAAGAAUGGUAGAAGAUCUCGAAAACGAAAUUGGAGAAAUGUACGUCAUUAUGAAGAAUGCCGGAUUGUCAUCUAAAGAGGUAGCUGUUAAAAGCCAAAUAGAAAAAGAUGUAGAAAAUAUGAAGUCGAAACUUAGUAAGACUGAAACUCAGUUUACAAACGAAAAAAAUCAAUUGCAAACUGAAAUUUUAAAGCUUAAAGAGUUAAACACUAAACUAGAAACUGAAAAUAAAUCCACUGCAAGCAAGUUUAAAGCUCUAGAAAUAGAUAACAAUAACGCCGUUGCCGAAUGUAAAGCACUCAAGGAAGAGAAAAAAAAUUUAGAAGCCCAAAUCAGUAAACUCAAUUCUGAUAUAAAAAAAAAUAGUUCACAACAAACGGCUAUGUCAGACUGUAUGAAGAAAAUCGAAGAUCUCAAAAAGGAAAUGGAUACAAAAGAUAAAGAAAUUGAUAAAUUGAAAAAACAAGUAGAAAUAAUUAACAAAUUAGAACAAGAUAAAAGUAAACUACUGAAAGAAGUUGGAGAUAAAACUAAAAAGUUAAAUGAACUAGAGAAAAAAUUAAAAGAAGCAGAAGAUAAAUGCAAGAGAACAGAAAAAUUGUUAGCUACACGUAAAGAUCGCGUCACAAAAUUAGAAAAAGAGCUAUCUGAAGAAAAAGAACAAACUGAAGCACUAACGAAUUCAAAAAGGCGUAUUUCCAUUGAUCUUACAACAGAAAAAGAUGAAAUUCAAACUAAACUUUUUAAGACGGAAAGCAAACUAAUUAAUUUAGAAACAGACAUGAAAGAUAUGAAAUCAGAAUACGAAAACAAAUUAACUAGCUUGGAGUCUACCGUAGCUGCAAAAGAUAACCAUAUAAAGCAACUGGAGGAUGCGUUACGGGAGACAUCUACUCAAAAGUAUGAUGAGGCGAUUUCGUCUGUUGAAAUAGCACAACUUAAAGAAAAAUAUGAAAGGGUAAACAAUGAAAUUAAGGAAAAAGAAGAAGAUUUGACAAAUUCAAAGAAUAAACUACGUAAUACUGAAGAGGAACUUUCGACAUUACAAACAGAAGUUAAUUUGCUUAAAUCUAACCUAAACAAAUUUGAAAGUGAGAAGAAUGACUUCGAAAGUAAAUUAAAAGCAGAGAAAAAGGAGUCGACGUAUUGGGAACAUAAAGCGUCUGAACUUGAUACGGAUUUACAGGCUGAAAGAAAAAAACUCGAGCGUAUGCGUAAUAAUCAUGACAAAGACAUUAAAAAUAAAGAAGCUGAAUUGUCAACACUUAAAGGCAAAUUAAAAAUUUUAGAGCAAACUACUGGAGCUGGUGCGAAAAGAAUGUCAGAAUUGAAACAAGAUUACGAGGAAAAAGUUAAAAAAUUAGAACAUUUACUAGCUGUUGAAAAAGCAGAAUACGAAGAAUUAACGGGUAAAUACGAAUUAUUAGAAGAAGAGCAUGUUGUAACAAAAGCUCGGCUUACUGUUGACAAGGAAAAAGCACAAAGUGAACUUUUAUUAGCACAAAAAGAAUUGAAUUCAACGAUGACUGAAAUAAAAACAUUACAAGAUAACUACGACAGCCAGUUAUCCAUUUGGAAUAAAGAAAAGUCCGAGAUGCAGAAAGAAAUAUCAUCACUUCAAGAUCGUUUGUGUGGUGGCGGUUGGGAAGUGGAACGUGCGAGGCUCACAGCUCGCCUCGAGCAACAUGAAAAGGAACUUCGCACCGCCAAAGACGCCCACGAUGUGCUCACGCAUCAUCACGAUGUAAUCAAGAAAGAAUUGGAAGAAGCUCGGAAGAAACUCGAAGAUUACGAGAAGAUUUCAAAUGUUCAGAGAACUUUGAAGUCCGAUAACGCUGAAUUAGAACGUGAAUUAUCAUCGCUUAAUACCCGUCUCGAACAAGCUGACAAGGCAAGGAAAAAUGAAGUUGCAGAAAUUAAAUCACGAUACGAAGCACAAAUGAAUACGAUGAGGGAUGAGCUCAAAUCAUUACAUAAUCAAGUAUCAAGAUUUAGACGUGAGCGCGAUAACUACAAACAAAUGUUAGAUACAGCCCAAAAAUCAGUUAGUGACAUGAAAAAUGGCGACAAGAGAGCCAAACGUAAUUCAAUAUCGAGCACCGAUGAGGAAGAAUACCGAAAUAAGGUUGCUGUGCUGGAACAACAGCUAACGUGUACAGAGGACGAGUUGUGCGAGGCGCGUUUAUUAGCCUCAAAGCUCAACACCGAACUCAUAAGCGAGCGCUCCUCCGCGGAAGUGCGUUUCGCUGAGAUGCAAUCGCGAUUAAAUGAAUAUGAAGAAGAAAGACUGUUAUCAUCUGGUCGAGCGCGCGUGGCAGGACUGGCGACGCGUAUGGAGCUGGCGUGGCACAAGGAACGCGACGAGCAGCAACGAUUACUGCACGAAACAUCCACAUUGGCAAGGGACCUACGACAGACGCUAUUCGAGCUUGAACGUGAAAGAGACAAAGAGAGAUUGGAUAUGAAGAGAAGAAUAGAACAAUUAAAGAGAACUACGGAGGAAGAGACAGAAGAGGCAAAGAAAAAGGUCACAGAGUUGCAAUGCGACUUACUGGAACUACGCGACGCGCACGCAAAGCUGCGAACGGCCAACGAAAAACUUCGGCGCGACAAGGAGCGACACGACCGCGACCGCGAUCAAAACAAGUUACUCGUUGCUUCGCUUAAACGUACGCAGCAGGAAGAUGACCGAGUUAUUACUCAACUACUGGAAACUAUCGAUGACCUGAUGAAACAAAGCCCAGACUUAUUCCGAAGUGAGCCUGCCGUUAAACCAGAGAAGAGUUUAAUGACGCCAACGCCUCCAAGAAGAAACAGAUCUUCCAAAUCGCGGUCCCGGUCCGGGACGCCGGACAACGGCGAGGCGCGCGCCGCGCACGAGGCCGCGAGCACGGCCGCGCGCCUGCGCCGCCUCACGGACGAGCUGCGCGCCUCGCGCAUCGCGGAGCGGCAACGCCGCCACCAGGCCAGCGCUAGACGUGCGAUGUCGACGGAACCACGUGACACACUAUCGGUUACACCGGUCUCUCGGACACCGUCACGCGCGCCUUCGCUGAAGAAACGAUCCAUAUCACUAGAACAAACUACCAAAGAACAGAGUGCUAUUUGGAAAACUGUAGACGACAAUAGCGUAUCGUCGUUGCAGUCUCUAGAUGGUGAUUCAGACAUGCGACUGUUCACUAUGCAACGUGAUGCGAGUCUCGACAGCCGGUUAUCAGGAGGAUCGGUCCAAAGUGAAGUUUUACCUUCCGACAAAAAGAAGAAAAAGAAGGGUCUAUUUGGUAAACUAAAAGAGUUCACUAAGUCACGUUCCAUUGAUGACCACGUCGGUGGAGACGAUUUCCGACCCAUAGGAACAGUAUCACAGGGUUCAGACUCUGACAUGAGCGCAACCGGCAGCAGGCGAGAUCUACGAGGAAGACUUUCUGAUAUGUUCAGUAGAAAAGGACAACUAGCCAAGGGAAAUAGCAAAGACCAGAGUCCAGACAGACCAGGUAGCGCAACCGGCAGCACUACCGGUAGCACCACUGGCAGCACAACUGGUAUCUCGGCUGCCACGAAACCUAUUCUGCGCAACGCCAGCGCUAACACUUUGUCGCGCACUACUGUCAAGCCGAGUGAAUCUCUCGCCGCUAGAGCUUCGAGUGCCACCCCCGGGGUGAAGAGGAAAGGAAAAUAAUUGAAGAAUUGAUUUAAUCGCUGUUUUAUUGUAUUCAUCCAAUCUCCUACGAAUAUUCCACAUAGCUUGUAAUAAUAUCACAAUACAUAUCAGAUAGAACUAUCGAAGAAAAACAUCUAAUAAAGACUAUGUUCCUUCU
Messenger RNA from Nymphalis io (European peacock), 7831 nucleotides. RefSeq lists its product as uncharacterized. The transcript is spliced from 40 exons. The record is from RefSeq and is a predicted model, not a curated record. NCBI's taxonomy places the organism in Eukaryota, Metazoa, Arthropoda, Insecta, Lepidoptera, Nymphalidae. The coding region runs from base 565 to 7692 and encodes 2375 amino acids.